Molecule: messenger RNA, 8963 nt
Organism: Psylliodes chrysocephalus
Lineage: Eukaryota; Metazoa; Arthropoda; Insecta; Coleoptera; Chrysomelidae
Source: the annotation of a GenBank genome assembly
CUCUUGACGAGCGCGUAUCUACACGCUGAUGAGUGAUGCGAGUUUUAAGCACAUUUUCAGCUCAUUUUAAAGGAAAAGACAGUAGAAAUGUGUUUUAAAUAGUGAGUGAUAACAGAUAAAUUAGUGAUUGGUGCACUGAAAGUGAUUUUUCGUGCCUCUAUGAGGGACGUUACACUAAAAUGUGGAUUAACUGUACUAAGGAUUACCAAUGCUUUUGGAUUAUAACUACUAUCAUUGUUUUGGCCCUAGUACAAGAGACAACAGGUGUUAUUCUAUCGUGUUCACCUAGUCCAUGCAAAAAUGGUGGCACGUGUUUCUCACCUCCAAAAGAAGAUAGUUUUUGCAAUUGUACAUCGAAAUACGUAGGAGAAUACUGUCAAUAUCCGAACCCGUGUCAUGCGUCACGAGGCCCGCGCUGCGUAAAUGGCGGGUCGUGUCAGGUGCGCGUUUCGCCCGGUGAAGCGCCAUCGUUCACAUGUUUGUGUCCGCUCGGUUUUAGUGCGUCGUUGUGCGAAAUCAGAAUUGCCAAUUCUUGCGAUCAGAAACCGUGUCUGAACGGGGGUACGUGCUCGCUGAGGUCCUUGCAGUCUUAUCAGUGCACAUGCGCUCCCGGCUACACAGGAGAACAUUGCGAGAAAGAGGACCACUGUGCGUCGCAACCGUGUCGGAACGCCGCCGAAUGUAUUUCGGUCGGUGAAUCGUACAAAUGCACGUGCGCUCCUGGUUUUACAGGGGCGUCGUGCAGAGAAGACAAAGAUGAAUGUAAACAGAAGCCCUGUCGACAUGGAAAGUGUCAUAAUACCCAUGGAAGCUACACAUGUACCUGUAACGAGGGAUAUACGGGUCAAAAUUGCGAAAGUGAAUAUAUCCCUUGUGAACCUAGUCCUUGUCAGAAUGGAGGAGUAUGUCGACGAAGGGACAAACAUACCUACACCUGUGAUUGCCCUUUAGGUUUUCAAGGCACAAAUUGCGAAGAGAACAUCGACGAUUGUCCUGGCCACAAAUGUCAAAACGGUGGCGUUUGCUUGGACGGCAUCAAAUCCUACACUUGCAAAUGCCCACCCACUUAUUCAGGCCCAUAUUGUGAAAGAGACGUAGACGAAUGCUCCACCAGACCAUCUGUAUGUCAAAAUGGCGCCACUUGCACGAACAGCAUUGGCGGUUUUUCGUGUAUUUGCGUUAACGGCUGGACCGGCCCUGACUGCUCGGUUAACAUCGACGACUGCGCGGGAGCUGCUUGCUUUAACGGUGCCACGUGUAUCGAUAGAGUCGGAAGUUUCUACUGCCGUUGUACGCCAGGAAAGACAGGUCUUUUAUGUCAUUUGGACGAUGCUUGCACCAGCAAUCCAUGUCAUGCAGACGCCAUUUGUGAUACGAGUCCCAUAAAUGGGUCUUAUACUUGCAGUUGUGCUUCUGGAUAUAAAGGAAUCGACUGUUCAGAGGACAUAGAUGAAUGCGAACAAGGUUCUCCCUGCGAACACGACGGUAUAUGUGUGAAUACUCCAGGUAGUUUUGCAUGCAACUGCACCCAGGGAUUUACAGGACCACGAUGCGAGACAAAUGUCAACGAAUGCGAGUCUCAUCCUUGCCAUAACGACGGUUCAUGCCUUGAUGAUCCAGGAACUUUUAGAUGUGUUUGUAUGCCAGGUUUCACAGGCACUCAAUGCGAAAUUGACAUAGAUGAAUGCAAAGAUCGGCCUUGCUUGAAUGGAGGUAUAUGCCACGAUCUGAUCAACUCAUUCAAAUGCUCAUGCGCAACAGGCUUCACAGGUUCCCGCUGUCAAAUCAACAUCGACGACUGCGCUUCUAGCCCUUGUAGAAACGGAGGGGAAUGUCAUGAUGGGAUUGCAUCCUAUACGUGCGAAUGUCCUCCGGGAUUCACAGGAAUGUCCUGCGAAACUAACAUCAACGAUUGUCUGUCUUCGCCGUGCCAACAUGGAGAAUGUAUAGAUGGCGAGAAUUCUUUCACAUGCACCUGUCAUCCUGGAUAUGCCGGACCAUUGUGCCAACACCAAAUUAACGAAUGCGAAUCAAAUCCUUGCCAGUACGGUGGCUUAUGCCAAGAUUUAAUCAACAGUUAUCAGUGCCUCUGUAAACCCGGUACAUCAGGUCACAAUUGUGAAAUAAACGUCAACGAAUGUUACAGCAAUCCUUGCAGAAACGGCGCUAGAUGCUUAGAUGGAAUCAACAGCUACACUUGUGAAUGCAUCGCAGGUUUCACAGGCCGUCAUUGCGAAAACGAUAUAGACGAAUGUGCCUCUAAUCCAUGUGCCAACGGAGGCGUAUGCAUAGAUUUAGUCAACGGUUUCAGAUGCGAGUGUCCCAGAGGCUAUUUUGACGCAAGGUGUCUUAGCGAUGUAGACGAAUGCAAAUCGAAUCCUUGCAAACAUGGCGGAUCUUGUGAAGAUGGCGUCAACCAGUUCAUAUGCCAUUGUUUGCCCGGUUACGGCGGAAAGCAAUGUGAAAUCAACAUAGAUGAAUGCGCUUCAAAUCCUUGUCAACAUGGUGGUAAUUGCAGAGAUCUUUUGGCUUCUUAUAGUUGCGAAUGCUUACCUGGAUAUUCUGGAAUAAAUUGCGAAAAUAACAUCGACGAUUGCGCCGUCAACCCUUGCAAAAAUGGUGGCACUUGCAUCGAUUCAGUGAACGAUUUUAAAUGCGUUUGUGAAUUACCUUAUACCGGUCGAGAGUGUCAAGAUCGAUUAGAUCCUUGCCAGCCUAACUUAUGUCAACACAAUUCUAAAUGCACCCCAAGUUCCAACUUCUUGGAUUUCGCAUGUUCUUGUGGAGUAGGAUAUACAGGAAGAUUCUGUGAACAAGAUGUAGAUGAGUGUGUGGUAUCUAAACCUUGUAGAAAUGGAGCUACUUGUAGAAAUACAAAUGGCAGUUACAUGUGUAUGUGCAUGCGAGGAUAUGAAGGAAAGGACUGUUCAAUCAAUACUGAUGACUGCGCUUCAUCACCUUGUCAAAAUGGAGGUACUUGCUUAGAUGACUUGGGAGACUUUAUGUGUCUCUGCAUCAAUGGUUUUGAAGGUAAACAAUGUGAAAUCGAUAUAGACGAAUGCGCUUCCCAUCCUUGUCAAAAUGGCGCCACAUGCAACCAAUACGUCGAUUCGUAUACCUGCACUUGUCCAUUAGGAUUUUCUGGAAUCAACUGUCAAACCAACGACGAAGACUGCACAGAAAGUAGCUGCAUGUACGGCGGAACUUGUAUCGAUGGAAUAAACAGUUAUGUUUGUACCUGCAAACCAGGUUACACUGGAUCUAAUUGUCAAAAUAGAAUCAAUCUGUGUGACAGUUCUCCAUGUUCAAACGCCGCAACCUGUCAAGAUCACACUACUCAUUACACCUGCCAUUGCCCCUUCGGCUAUACUGGUAAAAACUGCGGAGAAUACGUCGACUGGUGCUCUACUAAUCCAUGCGAGAACCAUUCAACUUGCAGGCAAGUGAAAAAUAAGUAUUCCUGCUCAUGUGGACCUGGAUGGACUGGAAAAGUAUGCGACGUCGAAAUGGUUAGUUGUAAAGACGCGGCAACAAAGAAAGGAAUUCAUUGGAAAUAUCUUUGUAACAAUGGAACCUGCGAAACGAUCGGAAAUUCCCAUAGAUGUCACUGUAAAGGAGGCUACACGGGCUCUUACUGUCAAAAAGAAAUAAACGAAUGUGAAACAGCACCCUGUCAAAACGGAGCCACUUGUCAAGAUCUAAUCGGUUCUUUCAGUUGUGUUUGUCCAAAAGGUUUCCAAGGACAAAAUUGCGAACUCAACGUGGACGAUUGCCAACCAAAUCCAUGUCAAAAUGGCGGAACUUGUCACGAUUUAGUCGAUACAUUCCAAUGUUCUUGUCCACCUGGAACGCUAGGUUACAUUUGCGAAAUCAACAUCGACGAUUGUCGCUUGGAUUCUUGUCACAACAAUGGCACGUGUGUAGAUCGAGUUGGAGGUUUCGAAUGCAAAUGUCCUCCCGGUUUUGUAGGCCCGAGAUGCGAAGGAGACAUCAAUGAAUGCUUAUCAAAUCCCUGCUCCAACUUGGGAACCUUAGAUUGCGUGCAAUUGGUAAAUGAUUAUCAUUGCAAUUGCAAAACCGGGUACAUCGGACGACACUGUGAACGUAAAGUCGACGUUUGUGCCAACAACCCUUGCAAGAACGGCGGCAUAUGCAUACCAACUAACCUAGGUUAUAAUUGUACCUGUACAGAAGGCUUUUGCGGCAAAAACUGCGAUCUUAGCGGUUACGAUUGUGAUUCGGAACCUUGUAAAAAUGGAGGAAUCUGUAGAAUAUCCGAAAAUGGUUACUUCUGUGAAUGUCCACCGAGUACGACGGGUCCCAACUGCGAAAUUGAUCUCAUAAAUGAAUGCGACAGCAAUCCUUGUUUACAUCACGAAGCAAUUUGUCAAAAUAAAAUUGGAGACUAUAUAUGUUACUGUCCGCCAAAAUAUGUUGGUAAAAACUGCGAGAUCUAUGAUGGAAGCGCAUCAGCCGGAAUCGAUAAAGUCAUCAGAACCCCACAUGAUUUCAAUACUUUUUUCGCUAGGGAUCUGGAAAAACAACGACAACAAUGCAUUCGCAAUAAGUGUCCUAUCAAACGUGGCAAUAUGCGCUGCGACGAGGAAUGCAACACAUACGCUUGUGAUUUUGAUGGUAACGACUGUUCUCUUGGAAUAAACCCUUGGGCCAAUUGUACUGCGCCAACCAAAUGCUGGGAUGUUUUCAUGGAUGGAGUUUGCAACGAAGAUUGUAACAAUCCACAGUGUUUAUUCGACGGUAGAGAUUGCGAAAAGAAACUGCAAGCCUGUAACCCGACCUAUGAUGCUUAUUGCCAGAAACACUAUGCUAAUGGUUACUGUGAUUAUGGGUGUAACAACGCUGAAUGUAACUGGGAUGGACUAGAUUGCGAAAAAGAACAAGCUCCAGAAUUAGCAGAUGGAGUUAUAUCAAUGGUUAUUCUAAUGGAUAUGGAAGGUUUUAGAAACAAUUUAGUCGCUUUCCUUAGAGAUACAAGUCAUCAACUAAGAACCACGGUUAGGGUAAAGAAAGACCAACUAGAUAACGAUAUGAUUUAUCCUUGGAUAGGUUCUACUCCUACGAAUAACUUACAGGAUGAUUACUUCAAGAAAAAACACCACGUGGCGUUUUCUGAGCAAGCCCAAACUGGAGUGAAAGUAUUUUUAGAGAUCGAUAAUAGAAAAUGUAGUAGUUUGCCGGAAACUUCCGAUUAUUGCUUCCAAACUGCGAGUGCUGCUGCAGAAUUCUUAGCAGCUAAAGCAUCUAAACACACGCUUUCAUCUUCUUUUCCCAUAUACCAAGUUAACGGCUCUACUGGUAUGGACGAAGACGAUAACCCUCCGGCAAACGCAAAAUACGUCUUGAUUGGUAUUUUGAUGGUCAUCUUCCUUAGUGCUUUCAUCUUUGUUGUUAUCCAGACGCAACGUAAACGCGCAGCUGGUAUUACUUGGUUCCCAGAAGGAUUUUUACGCACUAACUCUGGUACCAGACGAAGAUCCCGUCGGCGCGGACCUGAAGGUCAGGAACUGAGGAAUUUGAGCAAAAAUCCUUCGAUACCUGGCUUGGAUAUUGAUCCCAGUGGUCACCAUGGUCAUGUACCGCAAUGGUCCGAUGAUGAAAGCGACAUACCACAGCCCAAACGAUUUAGAGGAAAUGAUAUUGGUUAUUCGAGUGACCAUACAGCUAUUACUGACUACGAAGAAGCAGAGCCCAGAUGGACCCAACAACACUUAGAAGCUGCUGAUAUUAGACCGUCUGCUAUGUUAACACCGCCGCAAGGCAACGACUUAGGAGACAUAAACGCCAGAGGACCCUGUGGUAUGACACCGAUUAUGGUUGCAGCUGUCAGAGGUGGUGGAAUGGAUACUGGAAUAGAUGAGGACGAUGAUGAUGGUGCUGGUCAGAUUAUCCAAGAUUUGGUGGCACAAGGAGCAGAACUUAACGCUACUAUGGAUAAAACAGGAGAAACAUCAUUGCACCUGGCCGCGAGAUAUGCCCGUGCUGAUGCCGCCAAACGUUUACUAGACGCAGGUGCUGACGCUAAUGCGCAAGACAAUACAGGAAGAACACCAUUACACGCAGCCGUCGCUGCUGACGCGGUGGGCGUUUUCCAAAUUCUUCUAAGGAACAGAGCUACGAAUUUGAAUGCAAGGAUGCACGAAGGAACAACUCCAUUAAUUUUAGCAGCCCGCUUAGCUAUAGAAGGAAUGGUGCAAGAUUUGAUAAGUGCCGAAGCUGAUAUUAAUGCAGCCGACAAUUCGGGAAAAACUGCCUUACACUGGGCGGCGGCUGUCAAUAAUGUUGAAGCUGUCAAUAUUUUACUUGCGCACGGAGCUAAUAGGGAUGCUCAAGAUGAUAAGGAUGAAACUCCUUUGUUCCUUGCAGCUCGUGAGGGCUCAUAUCAAGCAUGUAAGGCUCUUUUAGAAGCUUAUGCAAAUAGAGAAAUAACCGACCAUAUGGACAGACUGCCAAGAGAUGUUGCUGGCGAAAGGUUACAUCACGACAUUGUCCGGUUGUUGGACGAACAUGUACCUAGAAGCCCACAAAUGGUUAACGUUAUACCAAACAAUAGCGUUAUGACUUCUGCAAGUGGUCAUAUGCUACAACAGCCGACUGUCAUCAUUCCUAAAAGACAGAAAUCAAAAAGGCCCAGCAAAAACGUCGGCCCAACAAGCCCAGAAAACGAGGGUAUGUUCAAUACAGGAAGCAUGCGACGAAAACCUAGUGUCAAAAAAACGAACAAGAAAAAUGCGCAGCAACCAGAAGUCACGCAGAGUUUGGAUUCAGUAACUUCUACUUUGAGCCCCGUAGAAUCGCCAAUGACUAAUUUGCCCAGUCCAUACGAUGCGACAUCCUUGUAUUCAAAUAUGAAUCUAUCACAUGGAUUAGAAAGUCUUAUGGCUAAUAAACAACCUCCGAGUUAUGAAGACGUUGUUAAGAGCAACCUAGGCUUUACGUUGGAUAACAAUUAUGGUGCAUUUAACAUAUUUCACGACCCCAUAAUCAUGCAACAUCGCCAACUACAGGCAAAUACACUUAGUCCACCUUAUUCCAACCAAUCUCCGCCUCAUUCAGUUCAAUCCAACUUGUCUCUCUCCCCCCAAGGUUAUAACGGUUCACCGUCACCGGCAAAAUCGAGACCUUCUUUACCAACAAGUCCGACACAUCGUGCCGCCAUGAUGGCGGCGACGCACCAGCAUCAAAAACAAGGAGGAGUCCCUCAAGUCCAGAAUCUCCAAAUGGGUUUUGACUUUAGUCAAACGGGAUUGGAGUUGCCCUUGACUUACUCUGGUGUAGCGGGUACUGCUCAGGUUACGCUGCAACCCCAGCAAUUUCAACAGCACUAUUUAACUCCCCCCAGUCAACACACUGACCAUUUACUGCCUGAAAAUUUCCCUACGCCGAGUCCCGAAAGUCCGGGCCAUUGGUCGUCGAGUUCGCCGAGAUCUUGUAACUCUGAUUGGUCGGACAGUCCGACUACUUACGUAACGACUACGGGACAUCAGGCGAAUAAAGGCUCAGACGCUAUAUACAUUUAAAAAAAGGCCAAUGAGUUGUGAUCUUGUUAUAUUUUAGGUAGGUAUUAAUGCACAAAAAACUACGGGUUGCGCUCUUACAUUGGAAAAUUGAAGAGAAAUCGCACUAGUUUACCUUAAUGUUUUUAUUUUUUGAGGAAACUAAUUUUCUCUUCGUAAAAACCUUAAAAGAUUAAUUUAAACUUUAUUGUCUGUACUUGUGAUAUAUCAGAAUUUAUUAACAAAGAUCUGUGAAGGUGACACGAUAUUUUUAUCUUGGUAACAAUAUUUCUUAAUACAAGGUAUUUCAAAAUGUUUUGCCAAACUUUAUAGGUGUAGUAGAACGUUUGCUUAACGAGCCCAUACUCGAAGAACAUAAGUAUUAAGCACCUCUCAGAAGUAUUAAUUUUCAGAGAAAUUCACAUAAUGAAUUCAAAUUUUGUACGUCAUUGAGGGGCACUAAAACAUCCUUUUAAGAAAUAUUUGUUCGACAUUUUCGGUUUAUUUUUAUUUCUACUUUUUUUAUUCUAAGGUCAUAAACAUAUAUAAUUCUUUAUAUAGCCAAAUUAUAUCUUUAAAAAGUUAGCUAUAAGUCAUAUUAAGAUCUCUGAUUUACGUAAAAUUAUUUAAAUAGCUAUAUGCUUAUUUUCGAAAAAAAAGGGUGAAAUCGAUUCUUAACAAACUAGAGGGAUCGAACGAAAAUUUCUGAAACGGCUGUCUUAGUGCCUGCCUUAUAGUGCAUCAAUUUAUUAUGUGAACCGCUUAUUUCCAAAAACUUGAUUUUCAUGAACCAUUUUCUGAGGGUUGUAGAUCAUUUAAACAAUUUUUCGACAUGAUUCCAUUAAGUAACCUAUCUACUCGUAUCAUUACAAAAAAUAUUGCUGGACAAUUUUCAAACCCCUUGUAUAUUAUUAAUGUACUAUUGAUAUAUUUUUUUGAUCUAAAAAAUGUAAACAGUAAUUAAAAACUAGACGAAUUUUAGCUAAUAGUAUCUUGGAAUAGGAUCAAAUAAAUAUUAAACUUCAAUUUUAAGGAUGAUAAUUGGCGAUUUUCCAAUAAAAAAUAAUUGUAAUUAUUGUUCUAAACUCAUGAUGAAAACGUUACUUUGAAAUAAAUAAACGGAAAACCAUUUAUAAAACACAUAUCUUUGGAUACUUAAAUAUCACUAUACAGGGUGUAACAACAAUUUAAGUCCAUUUGGAACAUUUACGCCUCCUAGUAAUGUUUCGUAAAAUAACUUUAACAUUAAUAACUUUUUCAUAUUAACACCAUCUCUGGUACUCGUAUAGUUAAGUAUACUUGUAGGUAUAGGAUGGCCACUUUUUUAUUGCUCACUAUAUUAGGUUCUCUUAAACCGGAAGAUUUACACGGUUUUGUUAAAUAGAACAAAAUUUAUCUUCUAUAACAGAGAGACUAUAAAAAUUAACUUUGUAGACACAAAUAUCCAGA